Molecule: messenger RNA, 1425 nt
Organism: Trypanosoma rangeli
Lineage: Eukaryota; Euglenozoa; Kinetoplastea; Trypanosomatida; Trypanosomatidae
Exons: 1
Coding region: 1-1425 (474 amino acids)
Source: RefSeq, a predicted model, not a curated record
AUGAGCGCACCUGCGGCGCUUUUAUCAUCGCCUGCGUCUCUUCGCAGUCGUUGUGAGGAAAUUCUGUGCAACCUUGUGGAAACGCAGCAGGGGCUCGGGAGGGAGUGGAAAAACGUUCAGCCUUGUGUUUUACAUGCGUCGCAGCUGCUCCUGCAGCAGGCGCAGCAACACGACGAACGGUUGGGGCAGCUGGAGGACAAAAUGAGUCAGGUUCUGAAUGCCGUGGAGGUCAUUGUGAGCGAUUGUCGGCUUAAGGAGCAACGCUACCGUAUCGACCGCGAAACCACGGAAAGGGUAAUACAGGAGCUCCAGCAAACCAGCCGGCAGCUUCACGACGCUGUGGAGAUGGAGCGCCGUGCCAGCCAUCAGUUUCGCGAGGAGAUACUCUACCCCGGUUUAGCGGAUCUACAGCAGCAGAUUGAUUGCAUUCUGUCAGAUGUGCACGCAUAUGUGCCUUCAUCACAGCCACAACAGCGACUAUCAUCCUCAAUAUCAUUGGCGCCGCCACCCCCGCCUUUGCCAGCAGCAGUUUUUGAAGCUCCGACCGAUGGUGACCGCAAAGGGUGUGUGGAUGACUCUCCACUGAAAGAGAUGAUUCGGGAAGUGAAGUGUCUGCGCAAUCAGUGGAAGCAGCUCCUGCAACAGUCGCAGUCAACCUUGCCGGUCUCUUGGAAACGCGGAGAGUCAUCCAGCGGGGAUGUCAGAAGUUCCAUAAAAAACAGAAGAGUUCUGCUCUCUAUGGUGCGUCCGAGUGUGGACUGCAGUCUGGCACGGUGGCAUUGGCGUGGAGGUCACGUGUCGUUGCCAACGCUUUCCAUGGAUAGCCCCAUUCCGUGGAGCACACUGCAUGUGCGGAAGACAACAACAGGGGAAUGGCUCUCAGUUGGCAUAACCCCCGAAGGCACGGCUCUUCAUUCCGAGCUCAGUGAAGGAGGAGGGCCCCCAUUUCUCUGGCGUCCAAAGCGUCCUUCUGUCAUUGAGCUCUUAAAAGGCGGCAUCUAUCGUGUAACGGUCUCUCUGCUCAGCAGCUGCAGUCGUCGUACCGGUGGGAAGAGCCCCGGCAGCGGGGGGGGCGUCGUCGGAUUUGUGCCGCCGUCCGUAUUGCUAAGGGUGAACGACAAUACCGUCUUUAGCUUUUUCACGGGGGGGUCCACCUGCUACACCUUGCAGCCAUCACAGGGAACCGGCCGCCAAAAUGUUUCUGCCCUUCAUGUCAGUAGCAACAGAACAGCCGCGUCUUGUCAGACGUGUGCGUGUCCCCGUCGGUUGUGCAGCUGCAGUGCAUCAGUCGCAUGCACAACUUCAUCCUUUGUAGAUUUUCUUCGUUUACCGUCCGGGUCAUGUCUGUCUGUCCACUGCCACGACGCGACUGACACAAGCGCGGCACAUGAAGCAUUUCUCGAGGUGGAGUUGGUGGCCGGUUAG